AUGGAUCCCGCCUCGUCGGUGGCCGCCGAGCUCUGGCGGCCGCCGCACCACCACCAACUCGCCUCUGCCAGCCGUCCCCACCUCGAGGCCUCCUCCUCCGUCGUCACCGCCGCCGCCCGCUCCGGGGGCGGCUCCAGCAGCUGCAGGAGGCCGCGGCGCGACGCCAGCAGCAGUGCGGGCGGCCGGGACUCGGCUGACCGAGAAGCAAAACGGUUGAAGCAGAUGGCACCUAGUGAAAAUAAUGACAGAAGAAGGACAGAAGCUGGAACAAAUUCAGGGAACGCUAGCAAGUCUGCAGAUAAAAAGCCUGCACCUAAAGAGCCACCAAAAGACUACAUCCAUGUGAGGGCUAGAAGAGGUCAAGCAACGGACAGCCAUAGCCUCGCAGAAAGAGUGCGACGGGAGAAGAUAAGUGAACGGAUGAAAGUUCUUCAAGAUAUUGUCCCUGGAUGCAACAAGGUUAUCGGGAAAGCAUCAGUCCUUGAUGAGAUAAUAAAUUACAUCCAGUCUUUACAGCGUCAAGUGGAGUUUUUGUCCAUGAAACUUGAAGCGAUUAAUGCUCAUAUGAACAAUGCGACUGUAGCUUUUCCAACGAAAGAUAUUAUAGGACCAGUACAUUGUUGA
Messenger RNA from Miscanthus lutarioriparius, 624 nucleotides. The record is from the annotation of a GenBank genome assembly. NCBI's taxonomy places the organism in Eukaryota, Viridiplantae, Streptophyta, Magnoliopsida, Poales, Poaceae.